GCUACAAAACUUCUUGAAAUGGCGGAAGCAAAAGAGAAAUCCGGAGGCGGAUUUUUCUCUAAAUCCGUCCAAAAACGUGCAAGUAGGGCAAAGGAAAAGUUGAUGCAAAAUCUUGGCAAAGCUGACAAGACAAAAGAUGAGAAAUUUGAGAUUUAUGUGAAUAACUUCAGUAAGCAGCAGGCGGCAGCAGGAAAACUUCACAAGGAAGUGAAGAAAUACAUGCAAGCAUUAAAAGUGCUGGAAGGAGCGAGCAAGUCCCUGGACGAGACAUUGGCGGAGGUUCACGAGCCGGAGUGGGUGGACCACGGCACGCUCGCCUACGCCUGCCAGAGCAACUCCUUCCUGUGGGAGUCCUACCAGAGCAGUCUGAACGACCUCGUGCUCGAGCCGCUCACUAAGUACCAGAGCAUGUUCGCCGAGACGCGGCUCAAGAUUGACAAGCGAGAGAGAAAGAGACUGGACUAUGACAACGCGAGGCACAAUUACGAUGCUACCCAGGCGUCAAAGAAGCGAGAUGAAACGAAAAUGCAAAAAACAGCGGCGCAGCUCACCGAUGCCAAGGUGAUGUAUGAUGAAAUCAACACUGAAUUGCACGACUUCCUGCCAUCGUUGUUUGAGAGUCGUAUGCGUUCCUGUGUGGAGCUCUAUCAAGCUAUUUACAAAUCGGAGCACCAUUUCCAUGAUAGCAUCGCCCAGACAAGUGAGCAGCUGUACAAUGCGAUGGAGAAACUGGCAGCCGAGAGCUCGCAAGGCUCUUACUCACCGAAACGCCUUCAACCGCAAAGUUCCUCCUACGUGCCUGCGUCUCCACUUGGAGUGGAUUUAAGCAUGACAAACAAGUCCUCACACACAGAUAAGUCGGACAUGAAUGGACCACCGGACGAUGAACAGGCCUCGCUGCCAGAUGACGACGAGCUUGGAGGCUCAUCGAAGCGAGAGAGCCUCGUUGAGUCCGUCACGGCCGCACUGGCCGCCACCAAUGGGGCGCCACUUGACAUUACGGUAGAGAAAAAUGUUAACAAAGAUGAGGAGAGAGAGAAGAAAGCAGCAGAGAAGCAGCGGGAAAAGGAAAAGGAGAAAGAGAGAGAAAGGGAGAAGCGUAAGGAGAAGGAACGAGUCAAGGAGGAGGAAAAAAGAAAGACGAGAGAGAAAGAACAACAGUUGGAAAUGGAGGCAGAGCGAACGAGGCAGAUAGAGAAAGAGAGGGAGGAAGAGCGAAAAAGAGAGAGGGACGAAGAGCAAAAGAGGGAGAGGGAGAAGGAAAUUGAAAAGGAAAAUGCAAACGCAAAAGAUGUUCAGGCGUCUAAGGAAAAGAUAGACGCUGAUAAAGAUGUACAGGACGAGAACGUGGUUGCUGCGGCGGCGGACACUGAUGCUGAUGCGCCACCUGGUGGCUACCUGUACAAGGUCCACGCCACGCAUACUUACACGGGAGAGGACGAAGACGAGCUGACGUUUGAAGCCGGCGAGACUGUUUACGUAGUGGAUCAUGAUGAUCCGGAGGAGCAGGAUGAUGGAUGGCUGAUGGGAAUCAACAAAUCUAACUGCAGGAAAGGCGUCUUUCCGGAGAAUUUCACCAAGCGGAUUUAGGUAUAUUCGCGUGAAAGAUGGUGCCACCAUUGGUCUCAAUUGCGAAUAUAGCGUGUGCUUGACGCUAAAAGUGACAGGACAGCAUUUGUACGUGCAGAGUGCAUUUUGUAGGUCACACCGCAGAGCUGUGUCCACACUUGAUCGUUUAAUCGGUGUGUCUUGUUGGGUAGAAGGUGAUACUAAAAUGCUUCCCCUGCCGAGUGUGCCUUGUCAAGUUUUGUUGACAUUCCUUGAUGCAAGAUCGUGGGUAUUUUAUAUAUCUUUAUAUAAAUUCUAUACAUAUGUAAUCAUUUUGAAAAGAAAAGAAAGGAAAAGUUGGUAUAAUAUAACGAGUGCAUAGCCGAUAUGUCUAUUAUCAUGAUGAUUUGUCUAUAUAUCUCUAAAUGAUUAGUAACAUGGAGUGAGGUGUAAUAUAUUUGUGAGCAUCAUUGCACCCAAAUCAACAUCACCCACAUUAGAGCAAUAGCAUCAGAACUAGAUAAUAGGGAAGGAGUGUGACUUCAAUAAACAAGGGAAAUUCGUCAUUUACUAGCCUUAGAAUACCUACGAUU
Priapulus caudatus is the source of this 2141-nucleotide messenger RNA. Its product is annotated as amphiphysin-like. The coding region runs from base 19 to 1590 and encodes 523 amino acids. The transcript is spliced from 13 exons. Gene Ontology annotation, molecular function: protein binding; phospholipid binding. The record is from RefSeq and is a predicted model, not a curated record. NCBI's taxonomy places the organism in Eukaryota, Metazoa, Priapulida, Priapulimorpha, Priapulimorphida, Priapulidae. Gene Ontology annotation, cellular component: cytoplasm; plasma membrane.